ACAUACCAAGCACAGAUAAACUAUGCCAUUUGACACACACCCGUUACACUGGUGCCCAAGCUGCGGAUCUUUGCAGGCUGAACUUGCAACGUUGCGUAUUGCCCUCUCAGAAACGAAAGCCAAACUUCAACGCGCCGAAGCCACGGCCGAAGAGGCGCAGAGGCGAGCUGACAUUCAGCAAAAGAUGUCUUGGUCGUUUGCUGCCUCCUACGCGUCCAACCCCCGAGGCAGCGAGUUUCACUGGUACUUGCCGUGGGGAAACGAGAUUCGCAACCUCUUCUCCAAGUUCUACAACCUUCACCUUGUGCCUCAGUACCCUGUUCAAUUCGCACCACGACUCUCCAAACCUUCACCGCCCUCCCAGACUCACCCACGUGAGCCAAGACGUGAGCGGUCCUGGACUGACACUCCUCACCCAGAAACGGAGUCAGACCCGUGCAAUGACAACUCGGCUAACGCGAGACGAGGGCCGAGAUACUCUGGAGCUUCCGACAGAACUGAGCCUAUUGCAAACGCUCUCGGACCCAUCACCGAUUUUGCUUUGGUUCAAACCAAGGGGUCGGAUACAACUGACUGGCGACUUGGCUUUACUGGCUACAGGGUCAAGACAUCUAGAGUUUCGGUGCUCGUAGAGCUCAAGAAUAAUCCUUCCCGCCGACUGCAGAAGGUGGACCUCGCUGUCAGAGUCAAUGAGCACUUGAAGCUCGCCAAAGUGGACCUCGAGUAUCAGGCGGCCGCGCUGUUUACUAUCAACGAAGAACAGGAAACGGUGGUAGGAAUUGCUAUUGCCGGUACUUAUUGGGCAUUUCGGACCAUAUCUAGGCGCGACAAAGGCAUCAUAAAACAGCUCACUCUUAUUCACGAUCGGCGUAAGAAGAAGACGCCGCGAGAGCAGUCAACACAACCUCCUUCCACGGAAGCCCAGAGCGCGUUUCCAUCAGUGGGUGAUGCUGCUCCUGCGCAUCUUCGUCGUUCCGAGAGACGGCCUGUAGCGGCAGAGCGUGCAGCUCAAAAUGGGGCAAACGAGAGCGUAAAAAGUACCGAAAGCGGGGAACCGAGCGAACAGGAAGAGGCAGACCAUCCUAUGGAGGGCUUAUCUCGCAAAUACCCAUCGAACGACGAAAACGAAUUCUCUGAUUGGGAGGAGUCCAGUUCUCGAGGCAUUCGUCGACAAGCCCGCAAAACUAGCAAGUCACUAAUUGACGUAUACCCCGAUGAUGUAGUCAACUCCCAAUUCCCGGCGGUGAUACCGAACGUGGCGAAAGCUCAGGAUGGUUUCUCCCCUGCCUAUCGCAUCGGGACCCCUCAGUCAGAUGAGGCUUUCAAAGACCUUGUGGAAAUUGUCAGGGACUCUAUGCCGACUGCUUUGAACGACAUGGACGAUCGGGCGUCGAGCCCGGAACCGGCUUAUGAACCUGACGCAAUGCAGGUCGAUGACGAGAGUGAUGAAGAAGGCGGUGGCAGUGCACCGGGAGACGAGAGCGGCAUGCGUGGAUCGAAUGUUAGAGGGCGCGGUGAGAUGUCGGGAUUUUUAGGCAGUGUUCAAGGCGCGGGGAGGAAUCGUCGGUAUCAUGGAGAUGGCGGGGAGAGCUGGCGUGUCGCACGACGCAAGGAGAAAGCAAGGAGAGACGAUGAGUCGGAUAGUUUAUCGGGUGAUGAGGGCGUUGGAGGCGUUGGAGGCGUUGAGGGCAUUGAGGGCAUUGAGGGCGUUGAGGGCGUUGAGGGUGAUGGGGAUGACGAGGAUAAUGGGGGCAAAGAGAAUGACGAAGACGACGAGUACGACGACGACGAGGAUGAGCUGUCUUAUAUCUAA
This is a messenger RNA of Coniophora puteana RWD-64-598 SS2, 1813 nucleotides long. RefSeq lists its product as uncharacterized. The record is from RefSeq and is a predicted model, not a curated record. The coding region runs from base 23 to 1813 and encodes 596 amino acids. NCBI's taxonomy places the organism in Eukaryota, Fungi, Basidiomycota, Agaricomycetes, Boletales, Coniophoraceae. The transcript is spliced from 3 exons.